AUGGACACUCCGUCACACUUCUUUAGCGAUUCCUUGGCAUACGAGGAUUCCAACCCAUUUCAAGAGGAUGACCAUGAUGUCCCAUAUGAAGUUCCCCACGAGAUCCCCCACGACAUCUCUCACGAUAUUUCCCAAGAUGUUCCUCCUGAUGUAGGCAUGAGCGAAGCCGGGCUUCAGUCGUACCAUGUUUUCGAUCACAGGCUAUCCAUCGACCAAUCUCCAAUAUCGGGCGAUGGUCCAACGUUAGGGGAGCGGCCGGGGUUAUGGGAUGGCUUCGCAGAACCCAGCGCCAUGGAAACGAAUAAUAGCCUCUUUGUUGACCCGGGCCUAUACGGAGGAAGAGAUCAACAUGUCAACGGGUUAGAGGGGGUCCGUGACAGUAUCGACGCAAAUACAAGCUGUCUUUCAGAUGUCAUGUCACAGGGUUCCACCCGACGGUCCUCGAGCAACAAAACACACUCUCAUCGAUCGUCCAAGUCAGGUAGCACGUCCACGGAUAUAACGCCGCCAGAUCAAGACCCGCCGAAAAAGAGGAAACAGAGGAGCAAAAAGGACCCUAAUAUGGAAGAGGAUGACCACAAGAGGAACAAGUUCCUCGAACGGAAUCGACUAGCUGCGAGCAAAUGCCGAGAGAAGAAAAAGCUGUACACCCAGGAGUUAGAGGGAACCAAAAUCAACCUCGAAGCAAGAAACGUAAGCUUGCAAAGGGAAUACGGCAUCCUUCUCAGCGAGGUCAGCGAUCUGAAGCAUCAGUUGAUGGUACAUGCCAAGUGCAAUGAUCGCAAUAUCGACCUGUGGCUUGAAAACGAAGCUCGACGUUUUGUGCAGACCAGCGACGCCUUCGGUCAAACAUUUGCCAAUUUGGGACAAUCUGGACAGGCUGCGGGCGUCCCUGGGGUACCAGGAUCACCCAAAAGCCGACACGCAAGCAUCGCUCCAAAUUACCCAGCAAUGCCGGGGGUCCAGCUCGGUGUUCUUCGACCAGGCGCAGAAGGGCAAGGCGGCGGCGGCGGCGGCGGCGGCGGCGGAUUGACAUACGGUCAGUCACCGGGCAUACUUGCUCCUCCUACAAACACCACUCCUCCAACUCAUCAGCAACCAGGUUCAGGUUCGGGGCUAUACACACCUCCCUGUGGCGCCAACGGUGGCUACUCGAACAUCAACCCUCCAGGUAUGAAAAAGGAGCCGGACAUUAACUAUGACCACAUGCCCGAUGACAUGUUCAGCGACCAGUCGACUUUCGGCAGCGGAUGA
Molecule: messenger RNA, 1254 nt
Organism: Neurospora hispaniola
Lineage: Eukaryota; Fungi; Ascomycota; Sordariomycetes; Sordariales; Sordariaceae
Exons: 1
Coding region: 1-1254 (417 amino acids)
Biological process (GO): regulation of transcription by RNA polymerase II
Molecular function (GO): RNA polymerase II cis-regulatory region sequence-specific DNA binding; DNA-binding transcription factor activity, RNA polymerase II-specific
Source: RefSeq, a predicted model, not a curated record